UAAGCUAAGCCAUCGUAUCGUCACGAAAUUGUAAAGUUCCCAAUUGCAUAAAUAGAUAUUCAGGAAACGCCGAGAAUAGAGAGAAUUAUGCAUUAAUUUGGAGUGCCAACCAAUAGUAUGAAUGCAUGGCAAGACCUUAUGCCAAACGUAAAAUUACAUUAAACAUCGAGGCUGUGCAAUCGCCAUUUGGACGAUUCAUUGUUAAAGCAUAGGUCAAAGGCUGCAAUAUUUUAGGUAUGUUUCAUCCUUUCAAGCAUUGGAGAUUAAAUGAAGGCUCAAAUCCUAAGUAUCAUAUUGAAGUUGGUGUUGAACAACCAAAAGUAAGGAAAAAAGCUUUGCAAGAUGUGACUUAUGCUACCAAUCUACCGGCUUCCACAUUACAAAUAUUAGCAAAUGUUCCUUUUACUGUCAACCAGCCCCCUCUGAAAAGGUCUCGUGUGAGAAAAUUACUCACUACUGAGAGGAGUAAUGUCACUCUUAUUUCAGUCUCUGAUUUUGUCCAGUUGGACGAUAAAGGAUCGGAAACCAAUAUCAUCAUCGCCUUUUCUGUAACUCUGGUAAUCCUGGUCUCACUUGGAAUUGGCUUGGGCGUCAAACUGCAUUACGACAAGAAACAUCAAAUGUCCACCAGCAGUCAGAAAAUUGCUCGAAGGAAACAAGAAAGAACUUAAUCACCAGUUGUCAAUAGAAGAACAAACUGAAUAUUAACCUUACGACAAGCGGUGGGAAUUUCCAAGAGAUCGCCUUAA
Daphnia pulicaria is the source of this 749-nucleotide messenger RNA. RefSeq lists its product as uncharacterized. NCBI's taxonomy places the organism in Eukaryota, Metazoa, Arthropoda, Branchiopoda, Diplostraca, Daphniidae. Bases 237 to 671 code for a protein of 144 amino acids. The record is from RefSeq and is a predicted model, not a curated record. The transcript is spliced from 4 exons.